Messenger RNA from Pyricularia oryzae 70-15, 1550 nucleotides. RefSeq lists its product as uncharacterized. Gene Ontology annotation, biological process: leading strand elongation; heterochromatin formation; DNA damage response. Bases 311 to 1447 code for a protein of 378 amino acids. The transcript is spliced from 4 exons. The record is from RefSeq and is a predicted model, not a curated record. Gene Ontology annotation, molecular function: chromatin DNA binding; protein heterodimerization activity. Gene Ontology annotation, cellular component: epsilon DNA polymerase complex; CHRAC. Lineage: Eukaryota; Fungi; Ascomycota; Sordariomycetes; Magnaporthales; Pyriculariaceae.
CGACGCGCCGAUUGACAGCGCUGAUUUCCUGGGGGGUCCCCACUACUGACGACCGACAAUUUGGUUUGUCGACAUCUUAAGAGCAAAUAGACCGCUACGGACUGGCCAAUACCGAUUGGUAUUGAGCUAUUGUGAUUCUUUUGCCGGAAUACCUGCCGAAUAAGUGUGAAUACUAGACACUUUCGAAAAGGCCGCCGGGAUCCAUAAUAUUGAAACCUGGAGCACCCAGUCUAGUCUAGACAUAUCUCUAGCUGGUCCUAGCAGAGAAUCCAGUGCCGCAAACACUCCAACUCUCAGAACCGAUUUCAUCAUGCCUCGGAAAUCAGAACAGGGCGCAGCAGCGGCCGCUGCGCGAAAGAGCGAUCAAUCAUCGGCCAAAUUUGCCCUCAUCGAGGAGCCGAGCGCGAAGGACGCAGAGUCCGGAUCGGCGGCGGAGGCGACCCCCGAUGCGACCACCACUACCACAAACACAUCACCAGCCGCUGCCAAGGCCACGCCGCAUGCGGAAAGGACGACGACGUCAAAGUCCCCAGUGGCCGUGACAAAGAGCAGCAAGGCUGCUGCGGUGGCGACGGGGGGUUCAGCAUCGGGUUCUGCGGGGGCCAGUGCCGCAGCGCCGGCUGCCAAGGAGGGCGGUGGCGGUGGUCAUCCGCAGACUUCUGUCAAGGAUGCGGUCUCUAUUGAGGACCUCGCUCUACCAAAAUCAAUUAUCACACGUCUGGCCAAGGGUGUGCUGCCGUCCAAUACACAGAUUCAGGCCAAUGCAGUCCUGGCAAUGACCAAGAGCGCCACGGUGUUUAUCAGCCAUCUGGCGGCGGCCGCCAACGAGAUCACAGAGGCCCAGAACAAAAAGACAAUAAUGCCACAGGACGUCCUCAAGGCGCUUGACGACAUUGAGUUUGGCUUCAUGAAGGGCCAACUGGAAGCCGAGUUCGAAAAGUUCAACACAACACAAAGCACGAAGCGCUCGUCAUACAGGAAAAAAGUGGCAGCGGCAAAAAAGGCGGGUGGGCCGGAAGGCGAUACUUCAAUGGUGAGCGCCGCAGGGGACGGCACAGCGGACGAGGGCGACACCACGAUGGCCAGCACGCGCGGCGAGGGUGCUGCUGCCGCGGCAGAGAAUGGCGGGUCGCCGCCGCGAUCAAAGAAGCAAAAGAUCGCAGCUGCCGGGGCUGGCGCUGCGGUCGUUGGCGGAGCGGCUGCUGCUGCUGCGUCAUCAAAGAUGGAUGUCGAUGACGAGGCUGAGGACGCCAAAGAUGGAUCCGCAGCGGAGGAGGAGCAGGAUGAAGAGGAAGAGGACAACGAGGAGGAUGAGGAAGAUGAAGAGCAAGAAGAGGAGGAGGAGGAAGAAGAGGACGAGCAAGAAGGGGAUGACAAAGAUGAUGGUGGAUCCGAUGCACCGGAAGAGGAAGAUGAAGCUCUCGACGACGGCAAUGACAGCGAGUAGGUACUGGCAGCCCUAAUGUGCAGUAUGGAAAUCAAGUCAAGUAUAACUACAAACCUUGGCGGCUCUUCACAGAAUUUCUCUGGCAAUUAUAUCAUCGUGACCU